Molecule: messenger RNA, 1551 nt
Organism: Phyllostomus discolor (pale spear-nosed bat)
Lineage: Eukaryota; Metazoa; Chordata; Mammalia; Chiroptera; Phyllostomidae
Gene: ANKRD46
Product: ankyrin repeat domain 46
Exons: 5
Coding region: 111-797 (228 amino acids)
Molecular function (GO): protein binding
Source: RefSeq, a predicted model, not a curated record
GUCUCUGUGACCGCUUCUCACCUGGGCCUGCCGCCGCCUUCGCCGCUGGGAGGGUGCAGCAGCUGUCACAACUGCUCCGCCGAGUCGAAGGCAUCCACCACACCAGAACCAUGUCCUACGUUUUUGUAAACGAUUCUUCCCAGACCAACGUGCCCUUGCUACAAGCCUGUAUUGACGGAGACUUUAACUAUUCCAAGAGGCUUUUGGAAAGUGGCUUUGACCCAAACAUUCGCGACAGCAGGGGCCGAACGGGCCUUCACCUUGCAGCGGCCCGUGGGAAUGUGGACAUCUGCCAGCUGCUGCAUAAGUUCGGUGCUGACCUUCUGGCCACAGACUACCAAGGGAACACUGCCCUUCACCUCUGCGGUCAUGUGGAUACUAUUCAGUUCCUAGUUUCCAAUGGACUCAAAAUUGAUAUUUGCAAUCAUCAAGGUGCUACACCCUUAGUUCUGGCAAAGCGCAGAGGCGUGAAUAAAGAUGUCAUCCGAUUGCUGGAAUCUUUGGAAGAACAGGAAGUAAAAGGAUUUAAUAGAGGAACCCACUCAAAACUGGAGACCAUGCAGACAGCUGAGAGUGAAAGCGCCAUGGAAAGCCAUUCUCUCCUCAACCCCAACCUGCAGCAAGGCGAAGGGGUCCUGUCCAGCUUCCGAACCACGUGGCAGGAGUUUGUAGAGGACCUGGGCUUCUGGAGGGUUUUGCUCUUGAUCUUCGUCAUUGCUCUGCUGUCUCUCGGCAUUGCCUACUAUGUGAGUGGGGUGCUGCCUUUCGUGGAAAACCAGCCUGAACUGGUGCAUUAAAGGAGCUCAUAGAAGAGGAGGCACAUACCUGUUCUGGCUUCCAGUGUUUCUCAGUUUCUCAAGCUUGUUUUUGUGCAAGGCAGUGAGGGCUGUACAUGUUUUUCUUUUUUGCAGUUUUACAUAGUGUAAUCCUUUUAGAAUGACGUGUUCAUCUGAACUAACUACUUAGUGUAGUCAAGUAUACCGCAUCCCAAAGCUACCUCUAACUCCACGUGACUUCUUAGCAACACACAGUCUUGCUUGAUAAAAACAUGGAAGUGACUAAAGAAAGAAAAAGGAAGCCCUUGCUAUAGAAACCUUACCCUCAUACAGGACCAGCUAAAGCGAAGUGUUCAAAAAGGAAUUUUAGGUUUUCUUUUUUGAUUGGUUUUGAUUGGUGAUUUUGUUUUGUUCUUGUUUAUUUUUGCAAGAGCCUCUUUUUUUAUUUUACAGUCUCUGAGAAUAGACAGGAGAAUGAAACAUUCAGUUUAAAACUUGAAGUGCUUUUUUCAAAUCCUGCAUAGUAAAUCAGUAUUGUUGGAAUCUCUUUGGUUUAUUUUAACGCUUUCAAAUCUAGUCACAAACCAACUAGAACUUUUGAAAGUGAGCUAUAUUUUACUAAAGAAUGAUAGGUUUGAUCUUAUAUUUAUUUGUUUUAGAAUAAUUUUUUGUAAACUGCUUUACUUGUUAAUAUCUAUAAGAAAUGAAGAGUUCAUUUUGUUCACUUUUCAAUUUCCCUUAGUGUUUAUUUCAAGGAUGGUCUGUUCAUCAAAAA